Molecule: messenger RNA, 984 nt
Organism: Penicillium cosmopolitanum
Lineage: Eukaryota; Fungi; Ascomycota; Eurotiomycetes; Eurotiales; Aspergillaceae
Product: alpha/beta fold hydrolase
Exons: 2
Coding region: 1-984 (327 amino acids)
Molecular function (GO): catalytic activity
Source: RefSeq, a predicted model, not a curated record
AUGCCACGACUUUUCUCAAGGACCUUUAAACCCCCUCCCCCCUCCUCGACCUCAUCAUCAAAAUCCCUACCAAUUCUCUCCCCAGUGCACCAUGCCAAAACCCCCACCCUCUCAAUUGAAUACUUCGACUCAGACCCAAACAACGCCACCGCCCCAGUUGCCAUUCUGAUCCACGGCUUCCCAUACUCAAUCGACACCUACAUCGACGUAGUCCCAGGCCUAGUAGACGAAGGCUACCGCGUAAUCGUACCCUCACUCCGCGGCUUCGGCGGCACAACCUUCCUCUCACCAAGCACACCACGCAGCGCCGAACAAGCCGCCCUAGGCAAAGACGUAAUCGACCUAAUGGACGCGCUACACAUCGAAAAAGCCAUCUUCGCCGGUUACGACUGGGGCACCGUCGUCGUCAACGUCGCCGCCGCACUCUGGCCACACCGCUGCACCGGCAUGGUCGCAGCAAACUCCUACCUAAUCCAAAACCGCGAGACAGCCUGGUCCGUCGCGCCGGCUACCUCGUUCCCAGUGAAAUGGUACUAUUACGUCUUCCUCACGCCAUUCGGAUACAGUUCGCUGGCAAACGACACGAAGGGCUGGGCGGAGAUUCUGUGGUCGAGAAAUAGUCCCAAUUGGACAUUUACAGAGGCUACACUUGAUGCUGCGGCGCAAGCAUUACGGAAUCCAGAUUAUGUCGACAUUGCAACGGACUUUUAUCGGAAUCGGUUGCUUUAUUCGAAGGGGGAUCCGGCUUAUGCGGAUUUAGCGGCCAAAUUGGAUAGUCAGCCUGUUAUUGUGGUUCCGGCUGUUACGCUGGAUCCGGAUCAGGCUGUUGUUUUUCCGGCGACGGAUGGGAGUGCGACGGCGAAGUAUUUUGCUGGGAAGAGGGUGCAUCGGAUUGUUGAGGGGUGUGGGGAGGCGAUUCCUUUGGAGAAACCGCGGGUUUUUGUGGAUUCUAUUUUAGAGGUUGCAGGGUUGAGUGGGAAGUAG